AUGGGUAAUACAAUUAGGGGAGUUAUUGCCUUUAUACCCUCCAACAGCUGUCAGAAAUACCUCCUAGGGGACUUGGAAGAAAUGCCUAUUGAUAAGAUGGUUGAUUUAAGCAGCAUGCAGUUGAGGAGAUUUCCUCUACGAGUCUGUGCAUUUACAGAGCUUGUUAAGUUGUAUCUAAGUGACAACAAUUUAAAUACUCUCCCUCCGGAGUUGGAAUUGCUGCAGAACCUUCAGAUAUUAGCACUAGACUUCAAUAGCUUUAAGGUGCUGCCUCAGGUUGUAUGUACUCUGAAACAACUCUCAAUCCUUUAUCUGGGGAAUAACAGAUUGCCAGACCUUCCACAAGAGAUGAGCUCCCUCAAAAACCUGCAAACUCUCUGGAUUGAGUCCAAUUACCUGACACAAUUACCUGAUGUCAUCUGUGAACUUACCUUGCUGAAGACACUUCAUGCUGGGUCCAACCCAAUUCGCCAACUACCCACGGAGUUACAAAACCUCAAGGAAUUACGUAGCAUCUGGUUAUCUGGGAACCUGCUCUAUGAUUUUCCAAAAGUCUUGCUAAACAUGCCCUUCCUGGAAGUCAUUGAUGUAGACAGAAAUGGCAUCAGGUUUUUUCCUAGCCUGGUCCAUAUGCCAGGUUUAAAACUUGUUAUCUAUGACCAUAACCCAUGCAGAAAUGCUCCAAAAGUGGCCAAGGGAGUAAGAAGAGUGGGAAGAUGGUCUGAGGAGACUCCAGAACCAAAGAAAAGAUCAGACGUAGAAGCAGAACUUGAAAAGGCUCUAGAAAAUAAGGAUGUCAGGCCUCCUACUUCAAAAGAAACAGCAAAACAAAGUAAUGAAAAUGCAGCCGAUAUAACAACUGUGCUAAAUUAA
Bombina bombina (fire-bellied toad) is the source of this 873-nucleotide messenger RNA. RefSeq names its product leucine rich repeat containing 10 (gene LRRC10). Bases 1 to 873 code for a protein of 290 amino acids. The record is from RefSeq and is a predicted model, not a curated record. Gene Ontology annotation, molecular function: protein binding. The transcript has a single exon. NCBI's taxonomy places the organism in Eukaryota, Metazoa, Chordata, Amphibia, Anura, Bombinatoridae.